Molecule: messenger RNA, 2264 nt
Organism: Ostrinia furnacalis (Asian corn borer)
Lineage: Eukaryota; Metazoa; Arthropoda; Insecta; Lepidoptera; Crambidae
Gene: sff
Product: BRSK family serine/threonine-protein kinase sugar-free frosting
Exons: 19
Coding region: 307-2229 (640 amino acids)
Biological process (GO): intracellular signal transduction; protein phosphorylation
Cellular component (GO): cytoplasm
Molecular function (GO): ATP binding; protein serine/threonine kinase activity
Source: RefSeq, a predicted model, not a curated record
UGACGUACCGAAGGAACGUUGUAUGCGGAUUAUACAGUGUUAUCAUGUGCAGUUAUUAUUAGUUGUGUAGUGUUUAAAUUGUUUAGUAAACCAAAUUCCCCCAGAACGCAAGUGAACAAUAUGACACAACGUUUUGACUAAUUUCAUGGCAGAAGUGAAUUUGAAAUGUAUUUAUCAACAAAUAUCGUCGCGUGAAGGACAAAAUGCCGUUCACGGAUCUUCAACCGUCAAACAUUUGACACGACUGGUCUGUCAGACCACGUUGUGGCUAUGAGAGGUUUUGUCGGCGCGCCGUGAAGUCUCAUCAUGGAAGGCGGCGGGUCUACGGCCUCCACUGAGGCCUACCAAUAUGUGGGCCCUUUCAGAUUGGAGAAGACGCUUGGGAAAGGACAAACAGGUCUAGUGAAGUUGGGCGUCCAUUGCGUCACUGGCAAGAAGGUCGCAAUCAAAAUCAUCAACAGGGAGAAACUCAGCGAGUCCGUGCUAAUGAAGGUGGAACGAGAAAUAGCAAUCAUGAAGUUGAUAGAACACCCGCACGUGCUGGGACUGUCGGACGUGUAUGAGAACAAGAAAUAUCUAUAUCUGGUUCUGGAACACGUGAGCGGAGGAGAACUCUUCGACUACCUGGUGAAGAAGGGCCGACUGACCCCGAAGGAAGCUCGGAGAUUCUUCAGACAAAUCAUAUCGGCGCUGGACUUCUGUCAUAGUCAUUCUAUAUGCCACCGGGACCUAAAGCCCGAGAAUCUUCUGCUAGACGAACGGAACAACAUCAAGAUUGCAGACUUCGGGAUGGCCUCGCUGCAACCAGCCGGAUCCUUGCUGGAGACUUCUUGUGGGAGCCCCCACUACGCCUGUCCAGAAGUUAUUAGGGGUGAAAAAUAUGAUGGUCGCCGUGCAGACGUCUGGUCUUGUGGCGUCAUUCUGUAUGCCUUGCUUGUGGGCGCGCUGCCGUUUGAUGAUGAUAACCUGCGUCAAUUAUUGGAAAAGGUGAAGCGAGGCGUGUUUCACGUGCCUCACUUCGUGCCUCCAGACUGCCAGCAGCUGCUACGAGGGAUGAUCGAAGUCAACCCGGAGAAACGGAUGACGCUAGCGGAGAUCACCCGGCACCCGUGGGUGACGGCGGGCGGGCGCGGCGAGCUGGAGCAGGAGCUGCCGAUGAUGGAGGUGGUCCAGACGAGGGUGCUGCCGUCCGCCGAGGCCGUCGACCCGGACGUGCUGCAGGCCAUCUGCAGCUUAGGUUGCUUCAAACAGCGCGACAAACUGAUACAGGAACUUUUGAGUCCACACCACAACACAGAGAAAGUGAUAUACUUCCUGCUGCUCGAGCGCAAGCGGCGCCGGCCCGCGCGCGACGACGAGCCGCGCCCGCCCGCGCCCGCCGCGCCGCCCGACCCGCCGCGCAAGCGCCUCGACACCUGCCGGGUGAACGGUCAGUCAGCGCACUUCGGUCAAAUAAGCGAGGGUUCCCCGAUCACCCCAAGAAGAUCACAGUUCAGGUUUGCCCGCAGCAGGUCUGCGUCCGGUCGUCGCCCCGAGGGCCGGUCGUCGCCGCAGCUACCCGCCAGCCCGCCAACAGGUCACACGCCGCACCGAGUGUCGUCGUUAGGAGGCACGCCCGCCACACCUGGUUCUCCAUUAGCAUCACCAUCGGUUAGAGAGCAUCAUCAUCAGAGAGCUAACUCCACUGGGCCUACCAUCAGCCUCAAUAUAAGUGGUGAACCAGGCGAAGCUGUGAUCAUCAUAAACGAGUCUCCGAUCAUGGGCUCAUCAGUGGCAGUCAGGCCGCACAGUCCAUCGCAGUCACAUAGAGUGAGAGAGAGGUCGUCACUCCCCGGCCCGCCGACAACACAGUCGCCGCCGCAGCCCACUCUGUUCCCUAACUUGGGCACUAUCACAGGCGUCCCGCCCGGCGGCGGGGCUGCGGGCGCGGCGGCGCCGUGGCGUGUUCGACUGGCCACCAUCAAAAACUCCUUCCUCGGAUCGCCACGGUUCCACAGGAGGAAAAUGCAGGCGUCCUCCGAAGAAGUCCACCUCACCCCGGAAUCGUCUCCGGAGCUGACCAAGCGCUCCUGGUUCGGCUCCCUGCUGCUGUCGGCCGACAAGGAGGAGACCUUCACGGCGCUGGUGAAGGGCAAGCCGCUCGCCACCGUCAAGGCGGACCUCAUACACGCCUUCCUGAGCGUGAGUAGUGCUGGGCUAGUGUUGGGCUCGCCAAGUAGUGCGGACUAGUGGUGGGCUCGCGCUGUAGGGUUGGACUAGUGUUG